Molecule: messenger RNA, 2425 nt
Organism: Vitis riparia (riverbank grape)
Lineage: Eukaryota; Viridiplantae; Streptophyta; Magnoliopsida; Vitales; Vitaceae
Product: pentatricopeptide repeat-containing protein At2g45350, chloroplastic
Exons: 3
Coding region: 79-1986 (635 amino acids)
Biological process (GO): RNA modification
Molecular function (GO): protein binding; RNA binding
Source: RefSeq, a predicted model, not a curated record
CCGUUGAAAAACUGAACACAGUACACAAAGUUCUCACCUUCAGGAGCUGAUUGAAGAAACCUCACAAGCUUAAAGUUGAUGUUAGUCUCAGCAACUUCAAACCAGCCAUGGAACUCAACACACCCGACUCUCAUUCUUCUCCCAAAAUCCAAAACACUUCACGAUGUGAAUCAAAUUCAUUCUCGUUUGAUCACGACUGGGUUCAUCAACAACCCUUCUUUAACCACCAGGAUCAUUCUAAAUUUCUCAUCUUCUUCCCACAAGCCCCUUGUUGAAUUUGCUCGCUACCUCUUCAUGUCGCGGCAUUUCGGCCGAAAAUAUCGAAAGCAAGACAACCCUUUUCUUUGGAACGCGAUAAUCAAAUCUUUCUCACAUGGGGAAGACCCAAGAGAGGCUUUUGUUAUAUUUAAUCUAAUGCUUGAAAAUGGGGUUUGUGUAGAUAAGUUCUCCUUUUCACUUGUGCUUAAGGCGUGUUCGCGGUUGGGCUUGAUUAAGGAAGGAAUGCAGAUUCAUGGGUUGUUGGGGAAGAUGGAAAUUGGGUCGGAUGUGUUUCUGCAGAAUUGUUUGAUGUGUUUGUAUUUGCGAUGUGGAUGUCUUGGAAUUGCCCGCCAGCUGUUUGAUAGAAUGAUGAAGAGAGACUCGGUAUCUUUUAAUUCGAUGAUUGAUGGGUAUGUGAAGCAUGGGAUGGUGAAAUCAGCACGGGAGUUAUUUGAUGUUAUGCCAAUGGAACAGAAAAAUUUGAUUUCUUGGAAUUCAAUGAUCAGUGGGUAUGCACGAUCGGAAGAAGGGCUCAGGGUUGCUUGGGAGUUGUUUGAGGAAAUGCCUAAGAGAGAUUUGAUUUCUUGGAACUCUAUGAUUGAUGGGUGUGUCAAGUGUGGGAAAAUGGAAAAUGCUCACCACUUGUUUAAUCAGAUGCCAAAAAGAGAUGUGGUCAGUUGGGCCAAUAUGGUUGAUGGGUAUGCAAAAUUAGGUGAAAUAGAUAUUGCCAGGGGUUUGUUUGAUGAAAUGCCAGAGAGGGAUGUGAUUUCUUGCAAUGCAAUGAUGGCUGGAUAUGUUCAAAAUGGGCAUCUUAUGGAAGCAUUAAAUUUUUUUCAUGAUAUGCUAAGCAGGAAAGAGUUGUUUCCUGAUAAUGCCACUUUGUUGAUCACUCUUUCUGCAAUUGCCCAAUUGGGACACUUUGAUGAAGGGGUAGCACUACAUUGCUAUAUAGAAGACAACGGAUUUUCUUUGAGUGAAAAACUUGGUGUUGCCCUCAUAGACAUGUAUGCCAAGUGUGGCAGCAUUGACAAUGCUCUGUCAGUAUUUGAGGAUAUAGACGAUAAAAGUAUUGAUCAUUGGAAUGCUAUAAUUGGUGGUUUGGCCAUUCAUGGCUUGGGCGAAGUGGCUUUUGAAUUGUUCAUGGAGAUGGAGAAACUUUUUGUAAAACCAGAUGAUAUCACAUUCAUUGGAGUGUUAAAUGCUUGUAACCAUGCUGGCUUGGUGAAGGAAGGUCUGAUGUGUUUUGAGCUUAUGAGAAGAGUUCACAAAGUGGAGCCAAAACUCCAACAUUAUGGAUGCAUGGUUGACAUCCUAGGCCGAGCAGGCCAUGUGGAAGAAGCCAAGAAAUUUGUAGAAAAAAUGCCCAUUGAGCCAAAUGAUGUGGUUUGGAGGACUUUGCUUAGUGCUUGUAGGAAUCAUGAAAAUUUCACAAUUGGAGAACCAGUAGCUAAGCAUUUAAUUAGUGUGGAUUCUUAUAAUCCAAGUUCUUAUGUGCUCCUGUCUAACAUAUAUGCUGGUUUUGGCAUGUGGAAUGAUGUUUACCGGAUUAGGAUGAUGAUGAAACAAAGGGAUCUAAAGAAAAUUCCAGGUUGCAGUCAGAUUGAACUCGAGGGGAAUGUUCACGAGUUCUUUGUCAGAGAUAAAUCCCAUCCUCAGGUUAGAGAGAUCUAUUCCAUGUUGGACAGUUUGUCUGCUCUCAAUUCAGAGGUUGCCUAUUGUAAACAUUAGUGCUGAGUUGGGCACUGAUGAUCAGAAGCUGACAAGUCAUCGACGGAUUAAAAUGUCUUAUUGUGGCCAGUGGUAGAUGGACAAUCCAAUUACCAACUCAGCAAGCUGCCAUCUUCAUAAUGUAUCUAUACUUUGAUUGCAUUGAGAUACAAAUCAGUGUCUGAUUCAAAGAAAAAUAUGGUGGAAAUUGCAACUUCAGCAACCCAAGUUACAGUUUGUAUAGGGAUUGAGACUGACAACCAAGUGAAGAACAGGCAAGAAACAGAAAGGACGAAGAGGACAGAAGUGUUCACGGGCACUGGAAUCAAACACUAAAAAGCUGGACUUUAUGUUUAUGAGAGCCCACUUACUUUCAUACACGGAGUAUAUAAUAGACUAUGUGAGUCCAUUACUCUGUUCUGCUUGCGUUACUAUAAAAUAAUGAAAAGUUGUGAUUCCA